CUGGCGCUAAACUUCAGCAAAGUAGGCUAAUUGACAUUUCACUCGACCUUUUUACUUUAUCUCUAAAUGUUGCACUCUCAACAUUUGCCUGAAGCACACACACCUUAUAUUCCCCAUUGCCUUUAAGUUUGUUUUUGGUGUGGUUCCGUUUAAAAUAGUUUGGAAGUUAUGCUCAUCCAAUCACCUGCUUCCAGGGAGGGUGGGAGUGUGGUCACAGAAAGAGCAGGAGAUAAGGAGAUACCAUACCAGUGUCACUAGCAUCGAACGUAAAGAUGAGCGAACAUCAGCGGUCACCCCCCGAGCGAUUGAAGGCCUUGGAAGACUGGCUUCAAAAGACCAAAACAACAUUAACUCAAGUGAAUGGUCAGAGGAAAUAUGGCGGGCCACCACCGGACUGGACCGGUCCUGCUCCUGGUGCCGGGUGUGAGAUCUUUCUGUGCCAGCUCCCGCGCGAGGUCUAUGAGGACACCCUGAUCCCGCUGUGCCAGUCGGCCGGCCCCCUCUAUGAGUUUCGCCUCAUGAUGAACUUCAGCGGCCAGAACCGCGGCUUCGCCUACGCCAAGUACGGCACGCCGGGUGCGGCGCGCUCCGCCAUCCGCAUCCUGCACCGCUGCACCCUGCCCUGCGGCACCUCGCUGGUGGUCCGCCUCAGCACGGAGAAGCACCAGCUGGUUCUGGAGGGCCUCCCGGGGGGCCUGGAGCGGCCGGCACUGAUGAAGGUGCUGGAGGAGUUGGGUGAGGGCCUGGUGGGGCUCAAGCUGAAGACCGCCCUGGUCGGGCCCCAGAGGGACAGACAGACCACGGCACUGGCCACCUACUCCAGCCACCACGCCGCCUCGAUGGUCAAGAAGGUGGUGGUGCAAGCCUUCAAGAAGCAGUUUGGCGUUACCUUGGCAGUGAGCUGGACGUCCUCCACCGCUCUGCCGACCAGUCCUGACCGGUAUGACAAGCGAGGCACAUCGCCACUGCGGCGGGGUGGCAAAUCUCCCCCUAAACCACCGCGCAUGUCACCCCCCAGCCUGUCCAUGCCACCUUCCCAGAUGACCCUCCCCAACAGCCCCCCCGGCCUGCCCCCCUCGCCCCAAAGCUUCCUCCCACCGCCCGUCCCCCUCCUCCAGGGCUUUUCCCCAACGGUGGGCGUCAGGCCCGAUUUGGGGGGUCCCAUGGGGGUCUUGCAGGAGCACAGCCCUGUGGAGGCGCAGGGGGGAGGCAACCCCGUCUUCUUCCUGCGCUGGCUGUGUGAGUCCAUGGGUCUCGGGGCGCCCCACUACGAGCUGCUGCAGCAGUACACUUGUGCCGAGGGCUACCAGCACUUCCUGUGGAAAGUGGCCAUCCCAGGGCUGGCCGUGCCGGCCUUCCCCGUGGUGGCCCACGUCCAGCCGGACCCCGAGGCGGGGGUCGGUGGCCUGAUGAGGCAGGCCCAGUGUGUCGCCGCCAUGGAGCUCCUGCAGAACCUCCUUAACCCUCCCCAGGUCUGACCGCCCGGGGAGGGGUUCUAGUCUCGCUCACACACACAAUCACGCAUGGUUGUUCAUCAAGUUCGUUAAUAUUUUAUUAUUUUUAAUGGUGUUUUUACUCUUGUUUAUUUUU
Alosa alosa (allis shad) is the source of this 1590-nucleotide messenger RNA. RefSeq names its product DND microRNA-mediated repression inhibitor 1 (gene dnd1). Bases 273 to 1478 code for a protein of 401 amino acids. Gene Ontology annotation, cellular component: nucleus; cytoplasm. Gene Ontology annotation, molecular function: mRNA binding. The record is from RefSeq and is a predicted model, not a curated record. NCBI's taxonomy places the organism in Eukaryota, Metazoa, Chordata, Actinopteri, Clupeiformes, Clupeidae. Gene Ontology annotation, biological process: negative regulation of miRNA-mediated gene silencing; mRNA stabilization. The transcript is spliced from 4 exons.